GGAAGCACACGCUGUCAGGCACCUCUUCAGUUUCCCCUCUUCGAGCUAGAUGAUUAUUUCAUCGCGUGACAGUCACUACCUGUUUCAGCAUCAACGCAAAGAAAGUCACUCCCCCUGUUUCAGAGGAUGUAGAUACGUGGACCAGUCCCUGGUAAAUCAUUCAAAAAUUGGCGAUAGCAAAUUCUGAGCUGUGUAAAUAUCUAAUGUUGAUUUGCUUAUUCGAAUUAGAAUGCAAAGAGUGUUACCAGUAAGGCUUAGAACAGUGGAGAAGAAGAGGUCUCCAGGAGUGCAAAUGUUGGUGGAAGAGUAUAUUGCGAAGCUCAGGCUCUAUUUCCCCGCAGAGGAUGUUCAACUUCGCUCCAAUCACAGACAUGCUCAGUAAUGCGGAGCUUCGAGAUUAUUGUUUUGUGUUGGUGGAGCUUAUGGCCAUGGGCAAUUGCGAGCACGUGCUAAUGUAUCAAUCAAGUUGUUUUCAAUGGUUUUAAAUCAUCGAACAACUUUACAGGUCAUGGACCAUUCUGAAAGGACAAAGAUACCAUCAUUGGUUUUCUAUAAAAUCUGAAUCGAGACCUGUAGGUCUUACUUGAAUUGCCUGUUCCCUUCCCUUCAGCGGUUCUGUACGAACUGUAUGAUAAUUCAUAUCUUCUGACUAUUUAAAGCUCCCAUAAUUACCAGUAACUUCUUCCAUGUUAAAGGCAUUGAGUUUCAUUUUGGUGUCAAUAUUGUCUUCAACUAGCUCACUGAAACGAGCAACAGGUAUGUUGAUUACUUGAUCGAACAGCUCAGCUGUUUAUAGUUCCUUCUGUGCUAGCUCACUAAACCAGUAUAUGCAUCUUUUGACUUCUUUGAUGGUAUUUUUGUGCUCGUCAUCCAAGUCAUGCAAUGGUGGCGUGUGCUAUACUAUAUUUUAUGACCACCCUUUUUAAAAAAAAAUAAAAUAAAAUAUUUCUCAGGGUCGAGUUUCAGUAAAUGCUGGGGGAGAUUGCAUCUCAGUUCACACAAUAUACGCUUCUUUCACUGAACAAACGUUAUCGCAUUUUCUGGGCCUUUUUCUUUGGGUGGGUAAGUUUCAUAUUAUGAGCCCAAUCUAGGAAUAUGAUCCGGCCCGAAAGCCUGAAUUUGAAGCUAUAGGCUACGAAUAUGCCACGUCACAAGAAAUCCGAGAUCGGCGUGUCAACUUUUCAACUCCACUUUCUCUCUCUCCGUCUUGGAAAAUCUCAAAUGUCUCGACUUGGCAGGUUUUGUGCUAUGCAUGGCCAUUCUCAGCUCCUCUUUUACAUUUUUCCUCCUGAGGAAACUCCUUCACCCAUCAAAACCCACCUCGAUCAUCGCAUCUCGAACGAAUCAAACGCACUAUAAUUUUCCAGUGAGCGUCCUAAUCAUGAAUUCCAGUUCAAGCACCCAACUCAGGUCCUAUUCUCCGUCGACCAGUAAUACCACCUACCAGGUCCCUGGGUUAGACACGGAUGAGAUAGACCGCAUUGCAGACCAAACAUUCGAGCGGUACGCAUCUAAGACCAUGAACAGAAACGGCACCGGCAUUGCCAUUGUUUGGUUUAGGAACGAUUUGAGAGUACUCGACAAUGAGGUGUUGUACAAGGCUUGGGCUUCGUCUGAGGCAGUGUUGCCUGUGUACUGUUUAGAUCCUCGCCUGUCUGGAACCACGCAUUACUUUGGUUUCCCAAAAACUGGAGCCUUGAGGGCCCAGUUUCUAAUUGACUGCUUGGCGGAUUUGAAGAAGAAUUUGAUCAAGAGAGGCCUUAACCUGCUCAUCAAAUAUGGGAAACCCGAGGAGAUAAUCCCUCCACUUGCAAAGCAAUUUGGAGCUCAUACAGUGUUUGCCCAAAAGGAAACUUGCAGUGAGGAGGUGAAUGUGGAAAGAUUGGUGGGGAAAGGUCUACAGGGGCUUGAACUGCUUUCCUUUCCCGGGGAAUGCAUAAGCCAUAAUUCCUUAAAGAAUUGUAAACUACAGCUUAUUUGGAGUAGCUGCACAAUGUACCACGUAGAUGACCUUCCAUUCAACACCAGUAGCUUACCUGAUGUGUACACUCAGUUUCGCAAGUCAGUUGAAGCCAAUUGUGGAAUUCAAAGUUGCAUUCCAAUUCCUAUGUUUCUUGGGCCACCAGUUAGUCUCGAUGAUUGGGGAUGUGUCCCUUCUAUUAAUCAACUUGGACUUCUUCCACAAAAGGUUACCAAAGGAAUGAGGCUUGUUGGCGGUGAAAGUGCUGCGCUGAGCAGAGUACACGAGUACUUUUGGAAGAAGGAUCUGCUCAGGAUAUAUAAAGAGACGAGGAAUGGUAUGUUAGGAUCAGAUUACUCAACAAAAUUUUCUCCAUGGCUUGCUUCAGGAAGUCUAUCUCCCCGUUUCAUAUACGAAGAGGUGAAGAGAUAUGAGAGGGAAAGGCUGGCAAAUAAUUCAACAUACUGGGUUUUAUUUGAGCUGAUAUGGAGAGAUUACUUCAAGUUUAUAUCUAUCAAAUAUGGCAAUUCCAUUUUCCAUCUCGGUGGCCCAAGAAAAGUGGAACAGAGGUGGAGUCAAGACCAAAAAUUGUUCGAGUCUUGGAGAGAUGGCUGUACCGGGUAUCCUCUCAUAGAUGCCAAUAUGAAAGAAUUGUCGACCACUGGGUUCAUGUCAAACCGAGGGCGGCAGAUUGUUUGUUCUUUUCUUGUGCGAGAUAUGGGGAUUGAUUGGCGUAUGGGAGCUGAAUGGUUUGAGACUUGCCUUUUGGAUUAUGACCCAUGUUCCAAUUAUGGAAACUGGACCUAUGGUGCAGGUGUUGGGAAUGACCCGAGAGAAGAUCGAUAUUUCGGCAUACCAAAGCAAGCACAGACAUAUGAUCCCGAAGGCAAGUACGUAGCUUAUUGGUUGCCACAGCUACAAUCCCUUCCAAAUGAUAAGAGAAACUUUCCUGGAAAGUCGUACAUUCAGCAAAUCGUACCUCUAAAGUUUGGCAACCCAAACAUGGCCUCUUCUUCAAGAGGAGCCAGUUCCAGUUCCGGUUCCGGAAGGAGAAAGACAAGAGGGCGCAAGAUAUAGGAUAAUAAAUGCAUCCUUACCAAGUUUUAAUUUUCAUAAUAAUUUAAGAAUGUUUGUUGCUACGAGCACGUACCAAUCCAGAUGAUAAGAAAAUGUGGUCGUUUUGAAAUCUAGUCAGUCAAGACUGGAGACAUAUUCUUUAUGAAAAGAAUAUCAAAUAAUUUAUUCAACUGGAGUUAGAAUGCGAGACUUAUGUUAGUUAGGUGAUGUUGGAAUUG
This is a messenger RNA of Tripterygium wilfordii, 3255 nucleotides long. Its product is annotated as cryptochrome DASH, chloroplastic/mitochondrial. The record is from RefSeq and is a predicted model, not a curated record. Gene Ontology annotation, biological process: photoreactive repair. Bases 1253 to 3037 code for a protein of 594 amino acids. The transcript has 16 exons. Gene Ontology annotation, molecular function: DNA binding; DNA photolyase activity; FAD binding. Lineage: Eukaryota; Viridiplantae; Streptophyta; Magnoliopsida; Celastrales; Celastraceae.